Striga asiatica is the source of this 555-nucleotide messenger RNA. NCBI's taxonomy places the organism in Eukaryota, Viridiplantae, Streptophyta, Magnoliopsida, Lamiales, Orobanchaceae. The record is from the annotation of a GenBank genome assembly.
AUGAACUUGCCGUUGGGCGAGAAUUUAGCAAAUGACACGGCCGGCACCUUAUCCUCGAUCAUCGUCUUCAGCAAUGUCCCGGUGGCCGUGUCCCAGAUCUUGCACGACCCGUCGUGGCUUCCGGACACGAUCAGCGAGCCGUCCCGGUUGAAAUGCACCGAGGUCACCGGCAUCGCGUGGGCCCGAAUCACGUGGACGGCUUUCCCUGUCUUGACGUCCCAAACCCUAACCGUCUCGUCGAAGGACCCGGAGACGAUUAGAUUCGACUGCGGGUUGAAAUUCACGCAGAAGACCAUGUCGGUGUGGCCCUUGAGCGUCUUCACGCACUCGGCGGCGCGUGCGUCCCAGAUCCGGAUCGUGGAGUCGGAGGACCAGGCGAGGUCGGAGACGCCCUCGGCGUGGCCGAUAAGGCGGGAGAUUUGGGAGAGGGUCUCGGUGGAGUACACGAUUAGGGUUUUGUCGAGGGAGGCGGAGGCGAAGAGCGCGCCGCUGUUGGAGAAUUUCACGCUGGACACGGCGCGUGUGUGGCCGGUGAGGAUCUUCUUGAGGCGGUAG